Molecule: messenger RNA, 1386 nt
Organism: Cyclocybe aegerita
Lineage: Eukaryota; Fungi; Basidiomycota; Agaricomycetes; Agaricales; Hemipholiotaceae
Source: the annotation of a GenBank genome assembly
AUGGCAUUCUUGCACCUCCUGGUGACCUCGCUCUCGAAUGAUCUUGCCUUAGCUUCACCGUCUCCUCGCGACACCAUCGAUCACAUCCCUGACAUUCGUUCCCUGUCGAGCAUCAUCUACAGCUGCAUCUUCACCGUCGCUGGGUGUCUAUGGAUCAGCGUCCGACCAAACAUACCCUCUCCCAAUCAUUCAAGACUUCGUAUCCUUCGUUCCAAGCUCAAUAUAAUGUUUUGGGUCCUCGCCUCUCCGGAUUUCGUUGUGUUUUGGGCAUUCAGGCAGUGGUUGGAGGCGAGCAUCCUAGCGAAGAAAUAUCGAGAUAGAGGAUGGACGAGAACCCACGGCCAGUUCGUGAUCAUAGGCGGAUUCAUGCUGUACAGCGAAGGACGCCCGCUUCAGACGCUCUCCGUGCAGAAAUUCAACGCCCUGCUCAGCGAAGGGGCUAUAGAAUUCCCCAGCAUCACCGAGAGCGAGAUCCGUGCCCGUGGCCAGCAAAGUCCCAUCCUCACUACCAUCGUCGGCCUGCAGGCGUUGUGGUUCGUCAUCCAAUGCAGUGCACGGUUCAGCAGCCACCUCUACGUUACGCACCUCGAGCUGCUCACACUCGCGCUCGUCGUCAUCACGGCUCUCCUUUAUGUCGUAUGGUGGGACAGACCCCUGGACGUGGGGCAUGCCGUGCGUGUGGACCUCAAGUACGAUUACCCGGGGCUGGCGGAGCUUGGGGAGGAGAGGACGGAGAGAUACGAUUUUAUCAGAGAGAAGCGGAUUCGUGGGCAGGCGAGGAAGCUUCUCGCCCCAGAGCCUCCAGCGGUCAAGCGCUCGCGGUCGUACCUAUCAAUGGCGUUUAGCCUGUUGUUUAGGGUGUUUAUCGGCUGGCCGUUCCUCAGCAUCAUAGAAGACGUCGGCGCCCUCGUUUUCAGCGUCGAUUCUGCCAGCAUACCCGAAGGUUCAUUGCAUCCACCUCUAUUUUACUGCCCCGAAACCUCUGUCAUCCCAUACCACGUUCUUCUCCCUAUCACCAGCCUUCUCGGGUGUGCAUUCAACGGCGUCAACAUUAUCCUUUUCUCCUCAACCUUCCCCUCGUCAGGCGCAGAACUUGCCUGGAAGAUUGGCACCCUCGUUACAACAGGUUUCUCGGGUCUGUCAGUGGCCAUCUACAUCGCCCUCCUUUUCAAUCAGAUCAUCCUGGUGCGCUUCUCGGCGCGAUUUCUCGAGAUUUGGUCGAAUGUCUUGUUGACCUUGACCUUGAUCGUCCUGUGUUGUGGAUUCUUGGCAUUCCUUCCGGCAAGGAUCACCCUCAUUGUCGAUGCAUUCGUGUGUUUGGGAUCGCUGCCGGAGACAGCGUUUGACGUUGUGUCAUGGACGACGUAUAUUCCGCAUUUCUCGUAG